AUGGACGCCACCUCCUCCUCCUCACACUCCGAUCCCGAUCCCAACUUUCGCAUCUCUAUGCUGCCUACCAACUCUGGCGCGCCGCCGCCGCCUACUCCUCCUCCUGCCUCUACCGCUGCUGUCCCUCAGCAUCCUCCUCCUCAACCGGCUGCCGACCUCCUCAAACGCAAACGCAGUGCUGACGACCAUCCUGCCCAUCCCGCCCAGCCUCCGCCAAAGUCGGCCAAGACGAACAACCACCUGCAGAUCAACUAUCUGGCCCGCCAGUUUGCUCAGGACCUGCCGCUCGCAUCCACCGAAGACACUCUGCCCUCCAUCCUCACUCUGCUCGGCGACUAUCAGGGCGUGCUGGACCGCCAUGAGAGCAUGGCCUGCAACCUGGGUGCCCGCCCGCUCGGGCCCAUCCUGAUCUCUCGCUUCGAGCGCCUGUUUGACGGGCCGCCAAAGGUGCUGAAGAGCCAUGGCAAGGACGGCGCGAGCGUCUCCUGGCUGGACGUUGUCGAGUUUGCACGCAACAAGCCGGAGCAGUUCCAGCUGGGCCAGAUGAGCGAGGGCGCGCGCGUCUGCCAGUUCUACACAAAGCAGUGUCGCGUGCAGAUUUCAGAGGAGGACUUUGUGCUCAUCUCGAGCGGCAUUCCGCAGAAGAUGAUUCCGCCCCAGCCCAUUAUCGAGGACGAGGAGAAGGAGCUGGGCACAAUCGAGAUUCUGGAGAAGAAUCUCGGCCAGAUCUGUCACCUGGCCGACCAAGUCGCUGCGAGAACAAGACAGCUCAAGCACCGGCUCAAGCUUCGUCAACAAGCCAUUCUCGAUCGACGGGCUACGGAUAAUCCUCCUGCUGUACGCGCCUCAAGUUCGUCCACUAUGGCCCUAAUAAAUGGAUCAGGCCCUCCUCCGAUGACACACUCGCCAAACGCUGGUUUCGUGCCGGUGAAUGCGCGCACCCAGCAUGGUGAGCAGAAUGGAGGUCCCGCCGGUGCCGGCGACUCGCAGCAGCAGCAGCAGCAGCAGCAUGCUCCUCCUGCCAGUCACUCGCAUCCUCACUCCAGCUCCACCACUACUAAGAAUGGUGCCUCGUCUGCCACGCGCAGCGAGCUCAUGAGCAAGUUCUUCACCCUGAAUGAUCGCCGUCAGCAAUCCUCCUCCUCCUCCAACGGCGACUCCUCCCGGCGAGCUUCGAUUGUGCAAUCUCACUCCUCGAGCACGGCCAAGAAAUCAGCAAAUCCCGCCGCCUUUCCGCCGCACGAGCCAUCCGACUAUUCUUCUCACCACCACCAACACCAACAACAGCACCACCACCACCACCACCAACACUCGACAACCUCGCCCGUGCCAAUACCAAACACACCCUCCUCGCUCCUCCCACACCACACCGCUCCUUCAUCGCGCGCACUCCCCCCGGCUGCUGAAAAGGACGAUGGCGGCCCCUACAAGACCGAGAUGGUGCUCCGCAUGGAAUCGCUCAGCAAAGGCGAACGCAUCCUGCCGCCCUGUGAUCGCUGCCGCCGCCUGCACAUGGACUGCCUCAAGAACCUCACGGCCUGUGCUGGCUGCACGAAGAAGCAUGCCAAGUGCAGCUGGCGAGAAGUGCGCGAGGGCGAGAUCCGCUCCGGCUUUGCAGAAAUGGCCCGGCUUGCGAGUCUCGGUCAGAGCGGCGGCGGCGGCGGCGCACAGACGACAACGACGACCACGACAACAGCCGCGGCAGCAUCAUCAGGAGGCAUCGACUACGGCGACAUGAGCGACGAGCCCGCCAGCGUCGGCCAGCGCACGCCUCCCCCGAGACCAUAUGCGCAGCCACCACAGAGUGCAAGUCUUGCCCAUGCGCAGCCGCAGAGCUCUAGUCUUGCACAUACUCAAAGCGCCGCCGCCGCGAGUGUACCUCCACAUGGAGAGUACAAGGCGUCACCCGCGCAAGGCCGCAGUCCAACCCACAGAUCAGUAGUAGGACACGACGACAGUCAAAACCGGGAGAAGAGCGUGGAAUCACAGCUCCAGGAAGCGGCGCGGCUUGCGGGUGUUGAGGCAGAAGCACAGGCGUACGCGCAUCGGGACUAUGAUGAGGGGCACAGCCAACAGCAGCAGCAGCAACCACAACAUCGACAUCAGCGAGACAAUUCGGAGCAACAAUACCAGCAUCAGCAUCAGCAGCACCAACAUCAACACCAGCACCAGCGCAGCGAGCAUCCGGGAUAUCAGCCUAGCCAGCCGCCACACAUUGGCAGCGGGAUCGAGGCACAGUGA
Pseudovirgaria hyperparasitica is the source of this 2241-nucleotide messenger RNA. RefSeq lists its product as uncharacterized. Gene Ontology annotation, molecular function: zinc ion binding; DNA-binding transcription factor activity, RNA polymerase II-specific. NCBI's taxonomy places the organism in Eukaryota, Fungi, Ascomycota, Dothideomycetes, Acrospermales, Acrospermaceae. Gene Ontology annotation, biological process: regulation of DNA-templated transcription. The transcript has 2 exons. Bases 1 to 2241 code for a protein of 746 amino acids. The record is from RefSeq and is a predicted model, not a curated record.